Molecule: messenger RNA, 1353 nt
Organism: Aspergillus aculeatus ATCC 16872
Lineage: Eukaryota; Fungi; Ascomycota; Eurotiomycetes; Eurotiales; Aspergillaceae
Product: proline iminopeptidase
Exons: 9
Coding region: 1-1353 (450 amino acids)
Biological process (GO): proteolysis
Molecular function (GO): peptidase activity
Source: RefSeq, a predicted model, not a curated record
AUGGCUGCCAAGCUACUUGACAGGAAGUUCCACAACGUCCCAGGGAGGCUUCGUGUGGCCGAGCUGUUCUUUGAUGUCCCUCUCAAUUACACCAAGCCCAAUGAGGACUCUCUGAGGCUGUUUGCGCGAAGUGUCCGGCGGUUGGUCACUCCAGUCGAGCCUAGCCCCGGCAGUAAUGACGACAAGCAGCUUCCGUGGUUGGUGUACCUGCAGGGUGGCCCAGGGUUCGGAUGUCGUCCGCCUCAAGAAUUCGGUUGGAUCAACACCGUUCUUGAUAAAGGCUACCAAGUUCUGUUCCUGGACCAGCGUGGCACUGGCCUUAGCUCGACCAUCACAGCGAGCACGCUGGCGCAGAAAGGCGAUGCAGUCAAGCAAGCGGAGUAUCUGAAGCAUUUCCGUGCAGACAACAUCGUCCGGGACUGUGAGGCCGUCCGAAGAUGCCUCACGGCCAACUAUCCCGAAGACAAGCGCAAGUGGAGUGUCAUUGGUCAAAGUUUUGGUGGCUUUUGUAUCACAUCUUACCUUUCCAUGUUUCCGGAAGGACUAUCAGAGGCUUUCAUCUGCGGUGGACUGCCUCCCUUGGUCAAUGGUCCUGACCCCGUGUAUGCACUUACCUACCAAAAGAUGAUCGAGAGGAAUCAGGCCUACUAUGCCAAGUUUCCCGAGGACGCUAAGCGAGUCAAGCGCAUUGUCGAGUAUUUGAAAGAGAACGAGGUUGCUCUGCCUUCCGGCAAGCUCACUAUCCACCGAUUUCAGCAAUUAGGCAUCGCCUUCGGCAUGCAUGGGGGUCUUGACAGCAUUCACGAUCUUGUGCUACGUGCCUGGAACGAUCUCGAGGUGUUUGGCUUCCUUACUCACCCAACCUUGACCUCGAUAGACGGUUACGGCGGCAUGGAUAACAACGUCAUCUAUGCAAUUCUUCAUGAGGCUAUAUACUGUCAGGGACAUGCAUCCAAGUGGUCUGCGGACAAAUACCGUGCCGGACUCCCCAUGUUUGACAUCAGCUGGGAACAAUCUCACUUCUUCUUCACAGGUGAAACGGUUCACCAAGACAUGUUCGACUCGUACACGGAGCUCCAGCAAAUUAAGGAAGCAGCAAAAAUCAUCGCUUCGACAAGUGACUGGCCCAAGCUCUACGAUGAAGCCCAGCUGAUGAAGAACGAGGUCCCUGUCUACGCGGCAACGUAUAUCGACGACAUGUACGUGCACUUUGACCAUGCGCAGAAAACUGCCGCCAAGAUCAAGGGCAUCAAGCAGUUCAUCACGAAUACCAUGUACCACAAUGCUAUCCGUGCGAAAUCGGAUGAGGUGUUCCAGCAGUUGUUUGCCAUGAGGGAAGAUACCAUUGACUAG